GGGCGCCUUUGCCCCGGCUGCCAGGCGACGCCGGCCCGCACGGGCCUGCUCCCCGGCGGCCCCCCCCUCCGGGGAAACAGAUGUUUCAGGGCAAAAUCGUUAAAUUCAAAUUCUAAAUAAUAAUAAGGAAACUCACCAGUCAAAGGAGGAUUUUUCUUUUCUCUCACCUGCACAAACUUGGCUCCAAGGCCAGUAAAGCGUGAGGAGACAGCUACAACUACCGCUCCCAUAACCCUCUGCAGCUGGUUCGUGCCCGGCAGGCCCGUAGGGGGUAAGCGGGGGGAGGGGGGCGGGCCGCGGGGCCUGUGCGGAAGGGACGAGGUGGCCCUGGAGGUGCAGGAUGAGUGCUGCCGCCGCCGCCAAGCCGAUACUUUAUAGCUAUUAUCGAAGUUCCUGCUCUUGGAGAGUGAGAAUCGCGCUGGCCCUGAAGGGGAUUGCCUAUGACCAGGUGCCCGUGAACCUCCUGAAGGAUGGGGGGCAGCAGUUUUCUGCUGAAUUCAAGGCACUGAAUCCAAUGAAGCAAGUCCCAGCCUUGAAAAUUGACGGCAUCAUCCUUUCUCAGUCGAACCUGAGUAUCCUGGAACAAAUGGGAGAGAAAAAAAUGGAAUGGGCUCAGCACUACAUCACAUCUGGCUUCCAAGCACUGGAGCAGAUUCUGCAGCACACUGCUGGGCGCUACUGUGUGGGGGAUGAGGUCUCCAUGGCUGACUUGUGCUUGGUGCCUCAAGUUUUCAAUGCUGAAAGAUACAAAGUGGACCUGGCUCCAUAUCCCACCAUAACCAAAAUCAACAAAGCGCUGCUAGAGUUGGAGGCAUUCAAAGUAAGCCACCCAUCCCGGCAGCCAGAUACCCCCACAGAAAUGCGAGCUUAAAGCCCUUUUACCUGCUAAAUCAAGUAAGCUGGAGUGGCAAAGAGGACAACAGCUAAAGGUUGAGUAGGAUUUGAGUGCCAGCAGGAAAUACUCAUUAUCAUCUGGAUGGAAUGGAGGAAGGACAGAGGGAAAGUCCCAUUGCUCCAGAAGUAGCCUGGAUGAUUCAAAAGAGCUAUCACUGUGCUGGAAAGACUGCAGCUACUUCUGACUAAGUUUUUCUAUUUUAUAUCUCUCCAUAAAGCAAAUUAAAACAGAAGCAUCCAUAACUA
Molecule: messenger RNA, 1140 nt
Organism: Dromaius novaehollandiae (emu)
Lineage: Eukaryota; Metazoa; Chordata; Aves; Casuariiformes; Dromaiidae
Gene: GSTZ1
Product: glutathione S-transferase zeta 1
Exons: 8
Coding region: 341-871 (176 amino acids)
Biological process (GO): L-phenylalanine catabolic process; glutathione metabolic process
Cellular component (GO): mitochondrion; cytoplasm
Molecular function (GO): maleylacetoacetate isomerase activity; glutathione transferase activity
Source: RefSeq, a predicted model, not a curated record